This is a messenger RNA of Strongylus vulgaris, 732 nucleotides long. Lineage: Eukaryota; Metazoa; Nematoda; Chromadorea; Rhabditida; Strongylidae. The record is from the annotation of a GenBank genome assembly.
AUGAUAAGAUUAACUGUUCGGCCAACUACAGCUCAGUUUCCUUCUGCUAAGCUUAUGGUGAAAUGGGCGGAAACGGAUGAUGACAAGGAUGAUGUAGAAUUUGCAUUGAGAGAAGGCGGGGGUCGAUCUGGCCACAUCGUCCAUCCGCUUAUCUCAAAGAAUACUUACAACGAGAGACGAUAUCCUUCCGCUUUGUUGAAAGCUUUCGAUGAUCCUUGGUUGGAAGAGAGGCGGCCGUGGAUGCUGGUGAAGUUUGGUUACGCAACUUUUGCAAUCCGGAAUGAAGAUCUGAUUUGGAAAGCUGUCGAGGAAGUAAUCAACGAACUUGGCAGAUACUCAGUAUUCUUGGAAAAAUGCCCUUCGUACUACAGCCUCAGUUGUAACACCCAAAAGGAGUCGACUAUUGCUCAGGUAGCAAAUGGGAUAUACAGUCAUCUCGAGGCAGAGCAACCAAGCGUUUAUCCAGUUUUGUUGCUUAUCGAUGAUUUUGAUGGCAAAUUUUCCGAUUUUAUAAAGCAGCUUUUCGCAAAAUACGUUUAUAUUUUUACACUGAGUGGUCAAGAAGUCGCCGAUAUAGCUGCAAGUAGUGAGGAAUACCCGUACAUAGAGCUGAGGGAUUGGUGCAAGGAGUUCUCUGCUCUUAUUGCGAAUUCGGAAGGUGGAAGAUGUUUAUUUCCCGCAAGUUGUCCAAAUUCUGCUGAAAGAACAUCUCGAGAAGAAGAGUACGAGUGA